Messenger RNA from Anoplopoma fimbria (sablefish), 2305 nucleotides. RefSeq lists its product as uncharacterized. The transcript has 11 exons. The record is from RefSeq and is a predicted model, not a curated record. The coding region runs from base 242 to 1531 and encodes 429 amino acids. Lineage: Eukaryota; Metazoa; Chordata; Actinopteri; Perciformes; Anoplopomatidae.
UGACAAGUCUUGCUCUUCAUUAUUGUGCAAAUAAAAACAGACAAUUUAAAAAUAUAAAUCAUUGCUAUUAUUAUUAACUCAAGCAUUUUUUAUUUGUUUGUUUUUACUUGAUAUUUGUUUUAAUGAAUGUAAAACACUUCACUCAGAAUAAGCGUAACUGCCCUGAAAGGAAGAGGAAGAGAGAUUUUAACAGUUGCAAUGCAUGUUUAGGAAAAUCAGGAAGUAGAAAAUUAGUCUGUCAAUGCAUCAGCCCAUGAUAUUUUUUGUCCGACCCUGCUCACUCACCGACAUGGAUGUUCCUCUCAGAGUUCUUCUCAUCAUCACCGGACUCACAGGAAUUCACAGCAUAACUACAGUCAGUAAAGUGUCAGUAAAGGCUGGAAAAUCAAUCUCUAUCCCAUGUCUCUAUGACUCAAAAUAUAGAAACCAUGUGAAAUACUUGUGUGAAGGAUAUUAUUGGCACUCCUGCGAGUAUGUGAUUAAAACAAACCAACAAAAUUCAGGAAGGAUUUCAAUCUCUGAUGACAAAAUCCAAAGAAUCUUCACUGUGACUGUAAAUAAUCUGAGGGAUGAAGACCCUGGUGAUUACUGGUGUGCUGUGGAGAUUAAUAAUGGGCCUGAUAUCCACGAGUAUUUUCAUCUGUCAGUCAGCGGUACUCCAAAUCUCUAUGUGGAUCAUCAGGAGAUUACAGGAUCUAAAGGAAAAGAUAUAACCAUCAAUUGCUACCAUCUUAACCCUGGUAAGAAGAGCUGGUGCAGGCUGGGCAGCUCCUGUGUGACGACUGGAUCCUCUGGAUUAAUAGAUGGAACAAGAGUUUCCAUCAAUGCAAAGGGUCACAAUGUUUUCACUGUGACUAUGAGUGGACUGAGGACAGAGAGCAGCGGCUGGUACCAGUGUGUUAAAGGAGACUUACAGAUGCCUGUGCAUGUAACUGUUACUGAGCCAACUGUUACUGAGCCAUCUACCACAACCACUCUUGCAACAACAAGCACCACCUUAUCACCCACUACUGAGUCUCUGAAUCUCACCUCUGUUCUUGCAGACCGCACACCUACCACAGUUCAGGAUGAACAGCAAAGUGGUUCUGCUAAACUAAAGAAAUUCAUCAUCCCUUUGAGUGUGUUGGUCUUCACUGUAAUGUUGACCUUGUUCAUCUGGUUCAUGUUGAAAAGACACAAGCAGACCAAAUCAGCAUCAUCAGCCAUGACAGAGGCUGAAGAGGAAGUAACGUACAGUAAAGUUGAGCACAUAAGGAAUACUUCAAACCAGAGGACAAAGGCUGAGAGAGAUGAGGACGUGACGUAUAGCUCUGUGGUUAACAAGAGACAACAAACUGGCCAAAGGGUUGAAGUAAAUGACGACAAUGUUACGUACAGUAAUGUUGAGCACAUAAGGAAUACUUCAAGCCAGAGGACAAAGGCUGAGAGAGAUGAGGACGUGACGUAUAGCUCUGUGGUUAACAAGAGACAACAAAAUGGCCAAAGGGUUGAAGCAAAUGAAGACAAUGUUACGUACAGCACAUUGGCUUAGCAUCAGUGCAGCUUAGCACACGUUACCACGGUUUGUUCCACCUUUGUCCUACUUUAUCCUGUUCUGCAUACAUUUCAAAGAAGCAUAUCCUGUUUGUUUGCUAUGUUUUCCACAACACCAUUGACAACCCGAGUCUUGGGUCUAACUGUUGUAUUAUUUAGUAGCCCUAAAGGUCACAUAAGUAUGUUAUCUUGACACAUUGUGCAGGGUUUCCAUGUGUCCAAAAAAUUCCAAAUUCAUCUUGUCAAAUGUGUUGUAUCUAUCCAUGUGUCAAAAUUCAACGUGUUUUACUUACUGUACUGUAUCUCAUAUAAACAAAGCUACUUCUUAAAUAUGAGCUUUUUUCUAUGAUUAUAUUUUCUGUCCAACUUUCAAUGUCUCACACAUCUCCUCCCAUCACAAAUCCAAAAUCUUAACAUCAUAAAUGUUGCAGCAAGUGGUUAAUGUUGUGAAACUGUGGCAGUUAGGUAAAUGCAACAAGACGACUUGAUUAGGAUUUGAAAAACAUUAUGGUCUGGCUUAAAAUACGUCUCUUGCUUGAUUGUUUAAUUAUGACGCGGAUGGAUCUACUUUGGGGUUAGUUGAAAGCCUGUGGAGUCUAACACAGACGCUAACUCAUGAUCCUCAUGUGAAAAAGGGGCAUGAUGAAGAGUGGUCUUAGUUAACUAAAUUAAAGGACAAAUUAAUGUAAAAGACUAUCUUUUUUCCAAGGAUAUGACAAAACAACAUUUGAUUUGCUCUUUCUUUUAAAGACCCAAUGUUCUCCAUCUUUUG